Molecule: messenger RNA, 1152 nt
Organism: Kwoniella mangroviensis CBS 8507
Lineage: Eukaryota; Fungi; Basidiomycota; Tremellomycetes; Tremellales; Cryptococcaceae
Product: DNA repair protein rad18
Exons: 6
Coding region: 1-1152 (383 amino acids)
Biological process (GO): DNA damage tolerance; protein monoubiquitination
Cellular component (GO): Rad6-Rad18 complex; nucleus
Molecular function (GO): ubiquitin protein ligase activity; single-stranded DNA binding
Source: RefSeq, a predicted model, not a curated record
AUGGACAUGUCAUCCCAUCCUCUCCUCUCGUCAAUGGACGAACCCCCUCCAUUUCCAUCGAACUAUCCUCAGCUACGUAGACUAGAUCGUUCGGUAAUUUGUCAAAUCUGUAAAGAACCAUUUCAAGCUCCUGUAUCGAUAGGAUGUGGACAUUCAUUCUGUUCCUCAUGCAUAAGGUCGUCUCUGGACGUGAUGAAGAAAUGUCCAUCAUGUAAUGAACCCGCUUCAGAAGGUCAGAUAAGGAGAAAUAGAGCUUUGGAGGAGAUAACGGACGCAUGGGAAGAAUCAAGACCAACGAUCUACGACUUGGCAAAGCCACCACCACAAGCUCAAACAUCGAAGAAACGUCCAGCUCAAGAACCGAAUUCGAAACCUUCAUCUUUGUCCGGUACGAAGCGUCUCAAGCCGAAUUCGAGUAGAGAAGCGAGUGGAAGUCGAUCACAGAGUCCAACUAAAUCACGAAGAUCCAAUGAUAGCGAUGCUGAAGAAAGGCAGAAUGGGGAGGGAGAAGAAGAGGAAGAUGAUGUGCAGGAGUUGACUGAGAAUGAUGAAGCCCCUUGUCCAAUAUGCCAAGCUACUUUACCAAUAUCCUCGAUACCACUACAUAUCGAAAAGGGAUGCCCGCCACCGAAAGGGAAAAUCAAUGGUAAUGGUGCUAGAAAAGGGAAUCAAAAAGCAGAUUGGAAGAAGGUCUUCUCGGGUCAAGCUCCAGGAGGAAAGAACAAAGAUAAAGAAGUCGAAAUGAAACGAAUAAUUAAACCGAAUUAUGCAUUAGCUACACCGGCAGAAUUACGAUCAAUCCUCUCUGAUUAUUCCUUACCUGCAACGGGAGAUAAAGCGACAUUGAUAAGUAGAGUACAAGAAUGGAUAAUCCUCUUCAACUCGAAUCUCGAUACCUCACAUCCAUCCUCCCUAUCAGCGUUAAGAGCGAAAUUGUCAGAUAUGGAGAAUUCCAAAAAGAGGGAUAAGGAGAGGGGGAAAGAUGAGAUGAUCAACCAAUUAGGAAGUAAAGAUGGAUUGCAGAAGUAUGCGAAAGACAAGAAAAGUGAAUUUGAGAGGUUGAGAAAAGAGAUUAUAGAGAGGGAUAGGAAGAGGAAAGAACAGGAUGAAGGGAAGGGACGUGGGAGAGAUAAUGCUAUCGAGGUGGAGUAA